Molecule: messenger RNA, 495 nt
Organism: Fusarium subglutinans
Lineage: Eukaryota; Fungi; Ascomycota; Sordariomycetes; Hypocreales; Nectriaceae
Product: cytochrome family 51 (sterol 14-demethylase)
Exons: 3
Coding region: 1-495 (164 amino acids)
Source: RefSeq, a predicted model, not a curated record
AUGACCGCGGCUGGAAUCCAUCGCACCCUAGUAAUUAUUGCUUUUUACGUCAAGAUCAACAAGGCCGUAGAGGCUAACUGGACCAAAGAGACCAGCCCUGCUCAGGUCACCAUCAAGCAGCUUGGCGACGUUCUUGGGCUUUAUGUGUCAUGCGAGCCCGACUGGAAAACCAUCGUGUCAAGACUUAACAACUUUUUUAUAGACAAGUCUGAGCUUGUCAUCACGGUGACACGAUUUAUCACGAUCUGGGCCCACAAUGCUGCUGUGAUUGCCACAGACCGAAAUCACAGAUGUUGGGCAGAAACUUGCAAGGAAAAGAUUCUUGACAACAACAGUGAGCUUGUAUUGGAUGUUAAGGUCGGCGAAGGGGCGCAGCCGUACACGAGAUGGGAGGAUGAUCACUUUGUGCUCUACUUGCCAAAAAUGAAACCCCAUCCCCCGAAAGGAUACUCAGGCGCGAUUAAGGAGGGUAUUGUUGAGGUGUUCGAAAGAUAA